This is a messenger RNA of Magallana angulata, 1688 nucleotides long. Its product is annotated as lanC-like protein 3. Gene Ontology annotation, cellular component: plasma membrane. The coding region runs from base 44 to 1294 and encodes 416 amino acids. The transcript has 4 exons. Gene Ontology annotation, biological process: carbohydrate metabolic process; peptide modification. NCBI's taxonomy places the organism in Eukaryota, Metazoa, Mollusca, Bivalvia, Ostreida, Ostreidae. The record is from RefSeq and is a predicted model, not a curated record.
AGUACCCUAUUCUAUACCUCGACAGAGAGAGGGAGAAGUGUGCAUGAUGCGAUUCUUCACAAACAGGCUUCCAGAUUUUGUCCCGGAAAAGCCUGUAUCUAUAGAUAAAUCCAAAUGGCAUGACAAAGCUGUAACGUUCGUAAAAACAAUCCUGGAGGGGGUGCCUCCUGAUCCUGGGACGUGCGGGGGGCUCUAUAAAGGGAGUGCGGGUGUAGGCUACAUGCUUUACUACCUAGCCACGCACGAAGCUUUUCAUAGUGAGAGACAAGAAUAUUUAAAACAUGCAUUUAUGUAUGUCAAAGCGAACACUGACUAUAUUGAAAAGGGGAAAAUGAGAAGCAAUCCCCUUUCAUCUUUCCUCUCUGGACAGGCAGGAGUGAUCUUUUUAUGUAGCUUAUUGUGCAAAACUGUAGGGGAUGAAAAGAGUUUUAAACAAUAUUGUGAUCAGUAUGCAGAAUUUGCUGAGGAAUGUAAAAAGAUGGACUUCUGUGAAGGGAGGGGAUCUGAUGAGCUUUUUAAAGGAAGGGCAGGAUACAUGUGUGGGGUGUUGUCACUGCUGCAGAAAACAGGCCAUAAGGUUUUAAGAGAUGAUGUUUUGACCGCUUUGUGGAAAACCAUGGUUGCAUCUGGAAGAAAAGGAGCAGAAGAGCAAACAUCCAGACCCAAGUCUCCUCUCAUGUACACAUAUCACGGCAAAGAAUAUUUGGGUGCUGCCCAUGGUUUGUCGUCCAUUCUACAGAUGCUGUUGAGUUUCCCUGAUAUCCUAAGGUCUGAUCCAGCUGCUGAACAGGACAUCAGGAAAUCUGUGGAUUUCAUGCUGAGUCUGGAGUACAAUGGAAACUACCCAUCAUCAAUGGGUCAUGCAGAUCCUCAACAUCGCCGCCCCGAGGAAAAGGAGUUGGUUCAGUGGUGCCAUGGAGCCCCAGGUGUGGUUUACCUGUUUGGGAGAGCCUACAAGGUAUGGGGGGACCAGAAAUACCUGGAUGCAUGUCUGCGAUGUGGAGAGACAACCUGGACUAAAGGUCUGCUGAAGAAAGGCCCUGGAAUCUGUCACGGAGUGGCUGGUAGUGGCUACGUUUUUCUCCUGCUAUACAGACUGACUGGAGACUGCAAACAUCUUCACCGUGCACAACAGUUUGCAGAAUUUCUGUUUACUGAAAAAUUUGAGCGGGAAGCACAAGUCCCAGACUCCCCGUUCAGUCUGUAUGAAGGCUUCGCUGGCACAGUGUGCUUCUUGGUUGACCUGAUACAACCUGACAAAGCUGAAUAUCCCUUUUUCAAUGUGAUUUUUUGAAGGAAUCCCCUCUUGGUAUAUCUAGUUUUCUCAUUUUUGGGAAAAGAUAUUGAAAUUAACAGUCCUCCAUCUCUUACCGGUAACUUUCAAGUGCAAAAACUAUAACAGUUCAAGAAAGCCAGAAAGACAUGAAUUAUAUAUAGGCUUGUGACAUGCCUUGCAAAUAUUUAUUUACAUUGUGCCAGUGUUAGUCAUACAUGUGUAUUUAUUGAAUUUCAUUUCAUUAGACUAAGUGGAAUCUCAGCCUGAACUCAUUAUUGUGCUAUAGUUUUAAGUGUGUAUAUACACUGACUAAAUCUUUUUUCUUAAAAUAAUAUGAAAUAUGAGAUAAAGAGCAUUAAAUAUGCAGUUUGGAAACACAAUAUUUUGUUUGUUUCUUGUGCUUGAUUUAUCU